Saccoglossus kowalevskii is the source of this 1274-nucleotide messenger RNA. RefSeq names its product FAD-dependent oxidoreductase domain-containing protein 2-like. Lineage: Eukaryota; Metazoa; Hemichordata; Enteropneusta; Harrimaniidae. The record is from RefSeq and is a predicted model, not a curated record.
UACGUUCUCACCAUUGACGAUAUUGUCCACAAUGGCGGGAAAGUCAAGGCCAUGUUAGAGUCAAACUUCCCCCAUAUGAUCACGUGAUAUGUUGUACUGGCUUCAAUUAUGUAGAUUUGUCAAUGUUUGACGACAAUUGCAAACCAGUAACCAAACAGGAUGACAAGUUUCCAGUUAUCUCCAAUACUUGGGAAUCCAACAUCGACAAUAUGUAUUUUAUGGGCACAGUGAUGCAGUGCCGCGACAGGAAAGCUGCGUCCGGGUUUAUUCAUGGGUUCCGAUACAACGUACGUACACUGCACAAGUUCCUUGAAGAGCGUUACGAAGAAGUUCCAUAUCCACGCGAACUUUAUCCGCUUGACAUUAACACACUCUCUGACAAGAUCUUGGAACGCGUAAGUGUUAGUGAUGGUAUAUAUCAAAUGAAUAACGUGUUGUGUCACGUGUUAGCCAUUCCCGACUUCGAUCCUAACAUGAAGGUGAAAUUAAAGCUGAACUCUACCAAGAUUUGCCCAAAUCAUAUAUAUGUACUUGAAACUGCCAUUAAAGGAAGAUUCGAUAAAUACAAGCACGUGUUCGUUAUUGCACUGGCAUACGGAUUUGAAGACUUUGGAAAAAUGGCAAACACGCCAUGGAUUUUGCUCACUUCCCCGAACUGAACGCUACUGAUUGUCAGGCAUUUCUACAUCCCGUUAUUACCUACUACGGACGGUGAUCUGAAGGAUGAACUGAAAUUACCAGAGUUGUUAAUACUGAGAUUCGACGUUCCAUUGACUCUGAACCAAAACCCAGACGUGGGAAAUAAUAGGAUGAGGAAUUUCAUCAAUAAACAGCUGAAUCUAAAGCCCGGACAACAUUUGUAUGAAGGAUUCUUCAUGGAGAAAGUGACAGACAGGGUCACUCCCUUCACAGAGGACGAGAAAAGAAGAAUACCAGACCUUAGUGUAUUCAAGUCUUGCAUUCCAUUCAGCAUCGACUUAAAACCAAAAAUGGCGUAAUUAUUAUGUUUGUAAACAUCAAUUCACUUUACUGUAAGUGAAAUCGCAAUAUUAACCAGAAUCGGUAUUUCGACAUAAAGCUAAAAAGCUAAAAAUCAAAUAGUUCGGUCCAUGUAAUACCCGAGAACUCACAGUGAACGGAAAUCACCCUUACUAUUCUGUUUAUUAGAUUUGCCCUACUAUAACUUCCUCAACUAUACACGUUUUACGAUUACACCAAAAAAACAACAACAAAAAACAAACAAAACAUAAGUUAGUCGCAACUUAUGUUUGAAG